Messenger RNA from Cydia fagiglandana, 1403 nucleotides. RefSeq names its product polyprenol reductase. Bases 173 to 1090 code for a protein of 305 amino acids. Gene Ontology annotation, biological process: polyprenol catabolic process; dolichol-linked oligosaccharide biosynthetic process. Gene Ontology annotation, molecular function: 3-oxo-5-alpha-steroid 4-dehydrogenase activity. Gene Ontology annotation, cellular component: endoplasmic reticulum. Lineage: Eukaryota; Metazoa; Arthropoda; Insecta; Lepidoptera; Tortricidae. The transcript is spliced from 5 exons. The record is from RefSeq and is a predicted model, not a curated record.
CAAGUUGACAACUAUAGAGUACCGUUUGCCGUUUAGAAUGGUAUAUUAUUAUUUAUUUGGGACGAAACGAAAGUGUCGAAAGUUCAAACAAGUUGCUUAGUCCCGUUAUAAAAUAGUGAAAUUACUGUUUCGUGAUUUAAAGACAUUCUCACAUUCUUCUUAUCCCGGAAACAUGCUGAACACGCUAGAUUUUAUUUUUCUAAACCUUGCCUUUAUGGUUACGUGUACGGGAUAUCUAAUAAAUAAUUACGAAACUUACGUGCCAGCAUUCGUAAUUCAAGGUUUUAAGUAUGGCAGUUUCGCGUAUCAAGGGAAUGGGGCCAUUUUCAUACAAGCAAUUGAAAUCCCGAAGUCGUACUACAGGCAUUUCUAUUCAUUUUCGUCGGUGCUCAGUGCAUUAACAUUAGUAUACAUGUAUAUGAUCUAUUUUCUGGAUUUUAGUGUGAAUAAGUAUGUUGUGAUAGUUUUGAACAAGAUUUUAGAACAAAAUGAACCAACAGUGUCAGCAACCGCAGCACUCAUUGCCAUGGCCCUGCUAACCGUUCAGUGUGCCCGGAGAUUCUAUGAGACCCACUACCUCCAGGUCUUCGCCAAAAACAGCAAGAUGAACCUGAGUCACUAUGUCGCCGGCAUUAUCCACUACUUUGCCUGCAUAAUAGCUGGUGUUGGUGAAGCACCCUUGUUUUGUGGAAGCCAAAACAGAGACACUGUGAUAUGGACCGACACUCGCACCAAGUACCUCUCCAUUCCCUGUGUCGUAGUCUUCCUGUGGGCGUGGUACGAACAGUACCAAAGCAAUGUCAUCUUUGCCAAUCUUCGCAAAGACAAAAAGUCGGGCCAAGUGGUAACAGAGGACCAUGGGAUACCGCACGGAAGGUGGUUCGAGCUGGUGUCGAGUCCUCACCGGAUGUGUGAGGUGAUCAUGUACACAGCGCUACUCCUUCUGGUGCCGACGAAAACGUACUUCUGUAUUUAUCUGUGGGUGCUUGGAAAUCAGAUCCAGACUGCGAUUCAAGCCAACGAGUGGUACAAGGCAACGUUUAAAACAUAUCCAAAGAAUAGGAAAGCCAUUUUUCCUUACAUAUUUUAAGACUGAAUUUUUAUUGAAUUUUAAAAAGGCUAAACUUACCGCCGUGUAGGGAAUAAGAAGAAACAUACUCGUAUAUGCAUAGGUAGUUUAAUAAUAUGUUACUAACUCAAAUAUUUAUUUAAAUUAAUAGGGACAUUCCAAUGCGUUUAUCAAAGAAUUGUAUUAAAUUAAUAAUUUUACAUGUUAUUCCGUCUUAGGAAGAGAAGCUACUUACAUAUUUUAUUAUUGUUAUAGGUUACGUAGUAAAAAUAUUAAUUGAUUGAUAAUUUAUUCAUAUUUAAAAUAAAUUUAUUAUUUUGGACUGUUGUUUAGA